Leptosomus discolor (cuckoo roller) is the source of this 1198-nucleotide messenger RNA. The record is from RefSeq and is a predicted model, not a curated record. Lineage: Eukaryota; Metazoa; Chordata; Aves; Leptosomiformes; Leptosomidae.
AUGGUCCCCAGUGCCAUGUCUGAGGAGAGAGGUGCCUGCGUUUUCAGAGCUAAUCUUCAUGUGAAACAAACAUUUUCCUCAGAUUGUGAGAGACGGUGGAGUUUGAGUUAUGAUUUGUCUCACGAUAUGGUGUGUAGGCCAAUCAAGCCUUUGGAUAUCUCCCAGUAUAGGUUGUUGGCAUCUGCAGGUGUUGGCUGCAAUAUUGCACCCAAGGGCAAAAACUGGCUUGUGGUGAAAGUUCAGUUUUCAGUGCUUGUAAGCUUUAGUGAGGAAAUUAAUGAAAUCUAUUCCCUCGAUAGAUAUGGAAAAGGAAAGUACGUAGGUUCAGGUCGUAUGAGCCAUAGGUUCCUCACUUCAACAAUCCAUGCUGAACUUAAAAUGGAUACUUUGGAUCUUGCUAUUCAGAUAAUCCAUAUAAAGGAUACAGAUUCUUUCAUUCAGAAAUCCUGGCUUCUUCCUCCAAUUAACAACGACCACAGUAGUUUUGACCAAGCAAGCAUGAGUCAGUAUAAAAUUAUUCCUCCUGACAAGCCUGUCGUUGGAAUCAUUGGAAAAGGAGUCAUCCUGCCCUGUCAGCUGAGAGUUAAAAUAAUCCCUGAGAUGCUUUCUGUUCAGUGGAUAUUUACUGGAAACUCCAAAAAAAUCGAUGUGACCACUUACAACGGCAAAAACGCACAUAAUCCAGUUCAAGAGGACAAGACAUACCAGGGCAGGACAACAUUUUUUCAGUCUGAAUUUAAUAAUGGAAACAUUUCUCUUCACCUGAAAAACGUCAUGCCCUCGGACAAAGGGAAAUACACCUGUAGUGUCUUUUUUAAGAAUUGGUACGAUGAAGUGGUGGUUGACCUGGAUGUGGCAGCUAAAGGCGAUGAGUCUUCAGUUUCCCUGGAUGGCCAUGUGGGUCAGGGCAUUUGCCUCACCUGCAAGUCGCAGGGAUGGUUUCCAGAGCCCAAAGUAGUUUGGCUGAACAGCAAAGGACAGACACGGAAGGAAGAAGUGACCACCCAAACCACAAAGACUUCUUCAGGAGUCUUUGAUGUUGUAAGUUCCAUGAAUCUCAAACCAGGAUCCGACAGGGAAGUCUCCUGCAGAGUAGUCAACAACCUACUCAACACGUUCUGCGAAUCCCGAGUCCUGAUUUCAGGUAGUUUUAAACAGUCUCGUAAAGCAGAUUUCUGGGAAGCCCGGAGUCAUGCAG